UCAUUAUGAAAAUCUAUACGUAUAUUUGUAUGUACAUGUGCGAUGAAUGUUUGGUAUGCAAGUUGAAGUAGACACAGAAUGUUGUUAUGUGGCAAGUUGCUACAGCAACAACCAGACGCCGAGAGCUCCCUAGCUAAUGCAAAAGAGCGCACGCCCUGUGCCCCAUCCAGAUCCAGCCGGAACUCGUGGAAUGCGGCUUAGCAAGUUGAAGCUACCGCUGCCGCUGCUUGUGGCACACCAACACGCGCUCUGUUUGCCUAUACCUGGGACACACACACGCACACACACGCGCACACAGCUACAAUUGCAGAUGUGCAACAUAGACAGAGCGCCGAUCAGGUUCAGGUUAUUUGCUUGUCGCACAGUGCAUCAACAUUCAUUUAAUUUUGUUUUAUUUUUUGACUUUGAGUUGCAUUUGGUAAAUAAUUGCAAUUGUUAACAGUCAAAUCGUUAACCAUCUAAACGGUCACACUUGCAGUUAUGUAUAUUCGAACGAUCUGGCACGUUUGCACCGUCACAGUAUGCUGCCAAGCAAGUGGCGCAUGUGUACCACGGUGCGGCGGUGCUGUUUGUUAUUUAAGCGUCAGCCUUGCGUUCGCUCUAUCUCUCGCCCAGUGUCUGUGUGCGCGUGUGACUGUGCGUAUGUGUGUGUGUGUGCGUUGCCCUGUUAACUGGUUAUGCGAAUAGUGGACGCAGCAGCCCCUGCGGCUAGAACCAACGGCUGAUGCCAACUGCGGAGCUGGCAACGCCGACUGAUAGUCGUUCUUUGUCACUUGAUCGCUCUCAUCGUUCACUUGUCGCACGCACACAUACACUCACUCGCUCUCUCUCACACACACACACACAGAGACAGCGAUGGCAGCCAGACUCUCCGCUUGGCCGUUUUGUUUUGCUCUGGCGUCCAGUUGCUGCUCGUGCCUCAAACCCGCCGCGUCGCGCUUCGUAACAACGUCUCUUGGCCAGAAAAAUGCCGCUGCUGUGGCCCAGCUUGGCCUAGACCCGUUCAUCGAUAUACAUUUUCAUUUCAACAUAUUAAGUUUUUGGCAUUUAUUUUUUUUAAUUAACUUAGCCAUGGCUAUGCAAAUGUCACAGGCGCCGCACGGAAAUUAAAGCAAGAAAAAGGCCAACAACAAAAAUAUAUAACAAAACUAACAAAAAGUUGCAUAGACACCGCGGCACAAGGCAAUCAUUAUGUGAACCACCCGUGGAACUGCGAGACAGACUUACCCAGGCAGCAGCAGCAGGAGCAGGAGCAGGAUCAGUUGCAGGUGUCAUCGGCAGCAAAACAUAGCAGUUGGAGGAGGAAGAAGCAGAGCAAGGCAGGGCCUAACUGGCUGGACAGGAAAUGCUGAAGCACGCCUCGAAUGCGAGCACGGCAACUGCCGCGGCGCCCGUCAACGGCCAGCUGCUGCGCACGGCCAACGGCGGCAGCAACAGCAACAACAACAACAACAACAACAAUAGCAGCAGCAGCGCAGCAGCAGCGGCAGCGGCGGGCGCUUCACCAACACCGGCAGCAGCUGCCGUUGCGAGCACCGCACGCAAUAUACACCUGCGACCGCCGCAGCCGCUCAACAUAACCGCGCUGAAUGCGUCCGCGUGCAGCGCAACGCUGCUGAACGGUGCGUUGCGUGCGGGCGGGGGCGGUGGUUCGACGCUGCUGAAUAUUGCAACGGCGCCGAUGAAACCGUUAACGCCGCUGACGCCCAACGGUAAUUGCAACGGUAAUAGUUUGCAUCAUCACACGUAUACGAACCAGCAUAUGUUGGCCAGCAGCAGCAGCCAUCAGCAGCAGCAGCAGCAUCCACUGCACAACAACAACAACAACAGCAAUAUGAACAACAAUAACAACAAUAUGCACAAUUAUAGCCACUGCAACAAUUUGGGCAUUAAUCCAAAUUCUGUGCUGCAGGCGAGCGUCAAGCCCACAAAACAUGGCCCGGGACCGCGCGAAGUGCUGACCAGUCUGGGUCUGCUCUGUUUGGUUUCCCUGCUGUUGGCGCUGCUCUCGCUGAUCUUUCUGCUAAAGAUCUCGCCGAACAGCCGCGAGGAUGCACUGACGCGCAGCAUCAGCAGCGAGGAUUUCAUCAUUGUCUACGAUGUGACCCUGGCACUGUGCGCCUUGUCGCUCUCCCUGAAUCUCUGCUGCCUGCUCGUUUGCGCCAUACAAUUUCUGUUUGCCGUCAAGCUGUUGCGCUCACCCAUGUUCGAUGGCCGGGACAACAAGUAUCUGGAAAAGUCGAGUGCGAGCCGUACGUGCGCUGUCAGCGGCUUUUUCAUCUCCAUACCCGUCUUUCUGACCGGCAUCAUAUUGUAUACGUUCAAUCAUUUCCAUUCGACGCCGGCGAUCAUCACGAGCGUCCUCAUCGGCGUGGGCAUUGUCUUCUGCGGCGGCGCCAUGGUCCACAACGUGUUCGUCUGGCAAAAGGAGAAGACAAUCAGCUACCGGAGUCCGCCGUUGCCGCUGAACAUGUCACUGCUCUCAACGGCGACGACGCAGCUGCCGCCAGUUCAGCUAUUUAACAAUGCCGGCUGCCAGCCGGUGAUGCCGCUCUAUGGACAACAGAAUCAUCAUUCCAUGCUGCAGCAUCAUCCCACAUCGGUGACGCCCGUUUCGCCCAAUCAUUCGCACGGCAGCUUCAAUCCGCUGCUGUGCGCUGCCAGCGCCAAUAACAAUAAUAAUAAUAAUGGUAUCGGUGGCAUCAUCAAUUCGCCGUUCCUGGUGCGCCCGGCGACGGCAACGCCGCCAACACCCAAACCGAUUGCCAUUGCUGCCAAUGGUAGCUGCCUGAUGGGACGCGAGGCCAGCGGAUCGGUCAGUCCAGGCAUACCGCCGACGCUGGACAUGAGCAACAUAACAAUUUCGCUGCAUGAGCUGUCCACGUUGGUCUAGACGCGAAAUCCAUGCCAGUCCCAGUGCCCCCCACAAAUACAAAUAAGCGAUAAGCAUAGCCGUUAAAUUUAAAUGUAUAAGUAUCUGUGUAGCUGUAGACGACAUCCACCGUAAAGUGUUUAGCUUUAAUGAUGUCCCACUUGCCUGCCGCCCUGUUGCCGUUUAUGUUUUAAACUGUUGUAUAUAUUUGUAUAUAGCUAUAAAGAAA
Drosophila novamexicana is the source of this 3101-nucleotide messenger RNA. RefSeq lists its product as uncharacterized. Bases 1346 to 2893 code for a protein of 515 amino acids. The transcript has 4 exons. The record is from RefSeq and is a predicted model, not a curated record. Lineage: Eukaryota; Metazoa; Arthropoda; Insecta; Diptera; Drosophilidae.